Molecule: messenger RNA, 5796 nt
Organism: Anastrepha obliqua
Lineage: Eukaryota; Metazoa; Arthropoda; Insecta; Diptera; Tephritidae
Gene: Golgin245
Product: golgin subfamily A member 4
Exons: 8
Coding region: 141-5051 (1636 amino acids)
Biological process (GO): Golgi vesicle transport
Cellular component (GO): Golgi apparatus
Molecular function (GO): small GTPase binding
Source: RefSeq, a predicted model, not a curated record
CGUAUUUUGGCAGUUUACACGUAGUAUUUUAAUGGAUUGCGCAGUGUGGUAGAAUUUCUGAAAAUAUCUUAAAAAAAUUGUAAAAUUUAUGGUGUAAUUAGUGUUAUUUGAAACUAAGUGUAUGCGAAUAAAGAUACAAUAUGUUUGCUAAUUUGAAAAACAAACUAAUAGAGGAGGUGAAGGCGUCGCCAUCCAAAUUCCAGCAAUUCGCGGCUGCUGUCUCGUCGUCGGCAAGCACAACGCCUAGUGGUUCCGAGUCCACUACGACAACGACAACCAAUGAGAAUUUUUUUAGUAUUACAGAGGAAGGCGUUCAAUUUGCAGAUACACCACAAAAUUCACCCUACAAACCUUUAAAAUUACCACCUGGUGCAGUAAGCGGGCGGACACACCAUAAUGGACCUAGCGUAACUGGUGGUGCUAUAUCCCGUACCAGAAAACUAUCUAACUCAUCAAUGGCCAGUGAUGUGUCUUUUCGUCUGCCCUCCUACGAAUCACCCCCUAUGUAUCAUAUACAAUCGGACUUGGAGUCUAAUUGCAGUGAGCUGGAAGAUACAGCCUCCACGGCGAAACUGGAUAUCAUCACUAAAGAACAGCUAUUCGAUGCGUAUAAAAAAUCAUUGGAUCGCUACCACAAAUAUCGCAGCCGAUACACGGAUUUGGCUAAGAAAUAUAAAGACCUAGAGCGCGACAGUACUAAGGCGCGGUCGGUACUUGUGGAGACGCAGGAGAAGGCUAUUCGUCGUAUCAGUGAAUUGCGUGAGCAGUGCUCUUUAGAGCAGCAAGCGAAAGCGCAUCUCGAAGAAGCAUUGCGUAUGGAAAUGGACGAUAUGCAGUGCAAAAUGCAAGCAUAUCAAACGAAAUUAAAGUUACUUGGCGAAAAUCCGGACAAUGUGACAACCAUUCUCUCAUUAUCUGCCUCCAACGAUGUUAGUGGCGGAACAUCACUUAUAGACCUGGACGAUAGUAAUAAUAGUAACAACUUAACUAAUCAGGAGGAGUUUAUUGAGAAAAAUUCUACAAAUAAUCUUGUAAAUGCUAGCAUUGAAAAAGACGCAUCGCAAUUUUCUCAACUGAAAAAGGAAUUAGAAGAACGCCAACUUCAAAUAGAGGAACUUACAGCGAACAUGCUCAAUGCCGAAGAAACUAUUGCACAAUUGCGCAAGCAAGAGGAAGAGAAUGCAUUGCUUUUGGCUCAAACCAAACAAAACAUCCAUUCAGAGCUCGAAAACAAAGAAAGUGAAGUUAAAAAACUUACUGAGAAAAUCACUGAAAUGCAAAAAGAUUUGCAGGAGGCCACAAAAAAAGCUAUGCAAAUAAGUGAGCAGUCAGAUGAGCUCAAUGAAUUGCGUGAGAAAUUCAAAAAUUUGCAAACGGCCAAACAGGAAAGUGAUGCAAAACUCAUUGCUGCAGAACAUUUGCUCGGCCAGUUAAAGGAUCAGCAAACAACAAAAGAUAAUGCGUUGAAAGCCACUGAAGAGAAACUAACAAAAGCGGUCAAGGAUAGUGAACAGAAAUUGGAUGAGUUGCGACAGCAGAAUGCACAGCUAAAUGAGAUGGUACAGCGCUAUCAACAAAACGAAGUGUCGUUGGCGGAAAUAGACAACGAAUUAAACAGAACGAAAAACGAAAAUGAUAUUCUUAAGUCAACUAUUGCGGAAAGUGAACGAAAACUACAAGAACUGGCAACAGAACUGCGCACAGAAAAGGAACAACUAGAGCGUCAUCAGCGAGAAAAAACAGCUGAGGAGGAACGUUGGCAAGCGAUGCAGGCACGGGAAGAGGAACUGAGUAAGACAUUGCAAGAGGCACAAGUUGCGAACGAAGUGCAGGUACAAAGGAUAAAUCAGUUAGAGUCAGAGUUAAGGAUAUCGAACGAACGAAAUGCUUGCAAUGAAAGUGACGCGCUUGCUGCACUCCAAGCAGAAUUGCAAAAGGUCAAUGAAGAAAUGGUUGCUAAAGUGACGGGUAUGAAAGAGCAGCUCGCUAGUAAAGAAAAAGAAUUGAAAUCCCUUACAAAUAAGCUGGCAAAACAGAAGAAGCAAUUCGAAAACCAACAUAAUUGUGUUCGUGAGCAAAGCGACGAAAUCGAAAUGCUCCGAUCAGAGUUGAAAAAACAUGAACAACAUCUUAAAAAUUUACAGAGUGAGUCAUAUGCGCGCGAGGAGAGGGACGAGGCGGAGAAAGCUAAACUAAAGGCACAGUCCCAAAGUAUACUUCAAGAUAUAGCGCAAAUACAAGAAGAAAUGCGCAUUGUGCGGGAAUCACAUGGUGAGCUGGAAGCGGAGAAACUAAAGCUGGAGCAAAGGAUCGAAAAUAUGCAACGGAAAGCGCUAAAUGCCAGUGAUGAUUCUCAACAUUGGCACGAGCAAUUGAUCGAAGCCGAAAACAAACUACAUCAGGUGGAGGCAAAGUUACAGAAUGUCGAGACCGAGAAUUCUCAAUUGGCAGAGCGGAAUUGUCUACUAGAAGAGCAAAAUAACCGGUUUGAGAAGCAACUUGCGGAACGCGAACGACAGAAGGACUCGGAAGAGGCGAAUGCCAAUGAGUUGCGUUUGAAAUUGGAAGCAACGGAAAUGGCAAUGCAUAAACUAAACGAGAAAAUGUCGCAAGUGCUAGACGAAAACAUGCAAAUGCACAAUACACAGGAAUUGAUGGACCACGAUUAUCGUGCGCUGCAAAAAAAAAUUGAUGCAUUGGAGAAGCAGAAGUUGAUGGCAGAGGAUGGGCAAACGUGUUUACAAGAAGAGUUGGAUGAGAUAAGAGAACGUAAGUUGGUAUUAGAAACGAGGUUACGGGAAACCGUCGAACAGCUACAGCAGGCGGAGGAAAAAUGUACCGAGGAAAAGAAAAAUGCUGAAUCAGAUUUUAAGGAGAUUGCAAUGGCCAGAGAGCGUUUGGAGUUGGAGAAUCAGACGCUGAGUGCGGAAUUGAAUGAGCUUAGAGCAGUAAAGUCGGAUGAUGAAAAGCUGCAGAGCUUAAUGCAGGAACAAAAAAGUCGUAUUGAAGUGUUGGAACACGAAUUAUUUGAGGCGAAGGAAGAGGGCAGAGCAGGCCUUGCAUUUGCAAGGGAAGAAAACUUGCAACUGAGAGAGGAAUUAGUUAAACUGAAAGCAGCAUUUGCAGAAUUGGAGCACACGAAGGAGGAAUGCGAAAUUCUAAAAGACGAAACUACCAAACUUAACCAAGAAUUGAGCAUUUUAAACACAGAACUGAAUCAGAGUCGUCAAACUUGCCUAGAACUUGAGGCACAAGUGACAAAUCUGAAUUUAUUGGCCCAAGAAAAAGAAGAAAAUGAACGAGAACUAAAGUUAUUGAGAGAUCAAAUUGAUAAAUUACAAGACGAAUCAAAAUCAUAUAGAGCUGAGGCGCAAAACAAUGCCGCGGCGUUGGAAACAUUGAAGCACCAAUUGGAUAGUGCUGGCGACAUAAGCGAAAAGUUGGGGAACACUGAGGCGGAAUUGCAGCAGCUAAAAGAAACGGAAAGAAAUUUACGCGUCGAAACUGCAGCCAGUGCUGAGUCGGCUGUUAAGCGGAUUCUUGAACUGGAGGACCUGUUAGGAAUUGCUAACAAAGAUGUGGAGCGAUUGCAUGAAAGCAAUGACGCUAUCCAAGUGGAAAUGGAUAAGUUGCAGAACAAGAAUGAGUUGCAAGUGCAAAGUUUGGAAGGAGCAUUGAAACAAUUGCGUGAAGAUAACGAAAAACUUGAGAAACUGGUUGUGAGCCAAAAGAAUGAUGCCGAAAAACUUGAAAAUUACGAGCAAUUGCAGAUUGAAAACGAGUACUUGAAUAAACAUCUGAAACAACUGGAAAUCGAAAUGACGGAACAACGUGCAGAAACCUCGACCCAGCUAAAGGACGCAGAAGAUUUGCGCGAGAAAUUGAAGUCACUGCAAUGUGAACUCUAUGUGUUGCGUGAGAAUGCCGAGAAGCACGACGACCAGUUGGCGGAGAAACAAAGAGCUAUUGAUGAUGCUAAUAGUGAAAGCAAAGAAAUACGCGAAAAGCUGGCGAACGAACAAGCCGAGUUGGAACGUCAGGUGGUGCAUGCCAAGUACAUUACCGAACAAAACGAUGCGAUACAAAGCGACCUGUUACACAAACAACACAAAUUGACCGAAGUAGAGCAGCAAUUGCAUGACGUCAGGGUGGAGCUUGACGACGUAAAAUCGACGUACGAAUCAGAUAUUGCCACUAAAACAGAGGAAGCAGAUCAAUUGCGCGCUAAAUUGCAGCAAGUCGCGAGUGAACUUGAUGCGAAAGCGCGAUUGCAAGAGGAGUUGGAUGCGUUGCGCAUUGGACUUGCCGAGCGUAGCAGUUUUCACGAAGUCUCACUGGCGACAGCAACAGCGGAAAGCGGACAAAAGCCAGCAAUAGCGAGUGAUGCUGAACAUUUGCGCCGUAUCAACGAAUCGUUGCAACGAGAAUUGGAAGAUCUCAAACACAAAUCUACCUCCGAGAUCACAGAGCUUCAACAAGAAAUCGAAGACAUGCAAAGCAAUGCGAAACAUAUGGCUGAACGUUUGAUGGAAGUUGAACGAUCGCGCGCUACCUUGCAAGCACAAGCGCUAUUUUCUACGCCGCAUGCAAAUGUUAACGAACGAUCGGUGACGUCGUCAGCUGAAGAGCUGGGUGGCUCGAAACAGGAAGAGAUGUUGCAACGCGAAAGAGACGAAUUAGCGGCAAAAUUGCGUGAAAUCAUGAACGAAGUGCGUGAUGUUUCCGAGCGCAAUAUUUUCCUUGAACAACAGUGCGAAAACUAUCUUAUAUUAGAGCAGUCCAACGAACGUUUGAAGCUGCAGAAUGCCAAACUCUCACGCCAAUUGGACGAAACAUUGGUGUCAAUGCAGCACAACGAAGGGAUUACAGCGAAUACGGAAUUUGAAUACUUAAGAAAUAUUAUGUUCCAGUAUUUAACGGGGUCCGCCAAUGGCAACAACGAAACCCUUGUCAAAGUGAUAUCGGCCGUUUUGAAGUUCUCGCCGCAGCAAACGCAAGUAGCGCUCGAAAAAGAACACCAGCGACGUUCACUCAUAAACAAAAUCCUAUAGCAAGAAUUAGAACAAGUCUACUCAGCCACAUGGUGGUAGCACUACGAACAUUGCUUUGCGGACAUUAUUGAUUGAGCAAUUUGUGUAAAGUAAACGGAAUUGAAAAUACUAGGAGGCAAUUAGUACUAUAUUCACUAAAGGAGUUAUCGCUCGAACUGACAGCGCUUUGCUUAUGAUCCGUUUUAAGCACUAGACAUAAAUAUGUAGAUGUACGAAAACUCAUGCUAAUUAAAAAUUAUUAUUUACCUUUACUUGUAGAUCCAAAUGACGCAUUUUAAAUGUAAACAAAUAUUAUUAAAUGAAUAAUUUACACGAUAACAUUUAUUGAUAGCUAGCAAAAGCGCUGUGACAAACCGGCGCAAUGCAGCAGAAAUUAGUGUAGAUUGUAAAAAAAAAAACAGACAAAUUAUAAACUGCACGCUCGCAGUCAACGCCUGUAUACUCACAUAUGUAUGUAUAUCGGAUUAUAAUGAAAUUGCUUAAGAUGUAAUUUUAUACAAUAUUUAAUCAAAUGUAAUUUCAUUACUUUGUUUUUUGUUGGUUUGUUUGCGCUUGCAUAUAUGUAUUUAAAAAAAUUGUAACCCAUAAAAAUUGUGCAAUCAUUUAAUGAAAUUUUGUAUGUGCUUUCGUAAAUCACAUACAGCUGGAAAAUAUUUAAGUAUUAUGUAAGACAAAAUAUAUCAAAUAUUGUUGUAAUGUAAGUUUUGCAAAUAACCUACGUAUGUUUUUAGUUUGAAGUAAAAAA